CUCCACAGCAUGCUGCCUGGGAGAACGGCUGAUGUCCAGCACUGCGUCUUGACAAGCCGCUGGCUGCCUGCAGCUCUGGCGCUGCUCAUCCUCCUCUCCUCCAGCUUCAGCAGAGCCCACAGCACCACGGUGGAGCAUGACUUCCACAUUGUUCACAAUGUCGACAACAGAAGUCCAGAGAUAGACCCAUUCUGGUACGUGGGGCGUGGGGUGAGACCCAUUGGGCGCUUCGGGAAGAGGCACAGCAGUGUGGAGGCUCUGGGCAACGGGGGGAUGCAGCCUGUCGUCAGGACAUUGGCACUGCUGCUCAGCAGCCUCAGAAACAAGGAGAACCUUGGGAACGUGCUGGAUGGGAAGGACAGGGAUUGGUUACCAUGACAGCGUGUCCUUCUUUCUUCAUUCACAAACUCCUUCUUCAUUUUUUAUCUUGAUUGAGGUUAUAAACCAUUUUGCUCUAGC
Messenger RNA from Morone saxatilis (striped sea-bass), 459 nucleotides. RefSeq names its product prolactin releasing hormone 2 (gene prlh2). The transcript has 2 exons. The coding region runs from base 10 to 378 and encodes 122 amino acids. The record is from RefSeq and is a predicted model, not a curated record. Gene Ontology annotation, molecular function: hormone activity. NCBI's taxonomy places the organism in Eukaryota, Metazoa, Chordata, Actinopteri, Moronidae.